Propithecus coquereli (Coquerel's sifaka) is the source of this 730-nucleotide messenger RNA. It is a transcript of the gene ESM1, whose product is annotated as endothelial cell-specific molecule 1. Lineage: Eukaryota; Metazoa; Chordata; Mammalia; Primates; Indriidae. The coding region runs from base 5 to 406 and encodes 133 amino acids. The record is from RefSeq and is a predicted model, not a curated record. Gene Ontology annotation, cellular component: extracellular region. The transcript has 2 exons.
AAACAUGAAGAGCCUCUUGCUACUGACCACGCUCCUUGUCCCUGCGCACCUGGCGGCGGCCGGGAGCACCAAGUAUGCGGUGGAUUGCCCUGAACACUGUGACCGUAACGAGUGCAAAAGCAGCCUGCGCUGCAAGAGGACAGUGCUGGACGACUGUGGCUGCUGCCGGGUGUGCGCCGCAGGGCUGGGGGAAACCUGCUACCGCACGGUCUCAGGCAUGGACGGUGUGAAGUGUGGCCCGGGGCUGAGGUGUCAGUUUUACAGUGAGGAGGAUGAUUUUGGUGACGAAUUUGGUAUCUGCAAAGAGCAUGACAUGGCAUCCGGAGAUGGCAACGCCGUGAGAGAAGAAACUGUGAAAGAGAAUCCUGCCAGGUCUCCUGUAAGGAAAUGGUUAAAUCCACGCUGAUCCUAAGAGAAAGCUCUAUUUUAGUGAUUGUUCAACAUGCAGCCAACAUUUUAGAAACUGUCUAGAUCCUAGCAUAUGGACAUGUAAUUUUCGGAGACCAAGUGUGAUUCAUGUUGGAUCCAAGAAAAAAAAAAGUAGCUACUUACAAUCUGUAAAGUGCAUAUGACUGAACACUUUUAGAUAUUUGUUAAAUGUUUGUAUGCAUAUAGAUUUGUUAAAUGUGUGUGUAUAGUAACACUGAAGAACUAAAAAUGCAAUUUAGAUAAUCUUACAUGGAGACAGUUCAGCCAAAGAGAAAACUGAUCAAAGCUGAAGACCACAGUG